CAUUUUGCAAAAUUCGCAAUAGUUAAUGAGAUACAAAGUAAUAAUUGUGUGUCAAUAAGCGCGUGAGAAGCGAUGGUCCUGACUCUGUAGGCGCGUGUGAUUAUCAGCUGAUCGCGGAAAGCAGUGGCUUCUUAUCCCUCGAGCGCUGCUCGCUCUUUUGCGUAUCGCUGAAUAUCGGCUGAUCGCGAAAUCAGCCGAGUCAUACGCCGCGCUCGUUUGUUCACUCCGCCUCUCGUUGCUCUGACAGUCACACACCUACGCCUACAGAGUCAGGACCAUCGCUUCUCACGCGCUCAUUGGCACACAUUUAUUACUUUGUAUUAACUAUUGCGAAUUUUGCAAAAUGGCAAAUAAUUUUUCUAUUCAGUUUGACUCAAUCUCCAUACUUUGGCUGUGUCAAAAUUUUACGGACACUCGGAGCGGCAUAGCCUCUGGUGUGACAAGUAUACUGGCGAAUUCGCUGCAAAAUCGGAUUGGGAAUGGGCCACGCCAAAAGAUUUGGAAUGUCUGGGAAUGUUUUACGGUAUAGUGGGAAAGAUUGAGCAAGCAUCAGUGCUGGAGCCUCGCCUGAUGCUUAUAAAGGAUGUCACACCAGCAGGAGAAUUGCACGGUGGUCAUGUUGUCUACAAAAUCAAAUCUAUAGCAUUUUUACACAUCGGUACUGAGAACACAGAUGUUGGCCUGUUACCUUGCAAGAAGCAUCAGUAUGUGCUAAAGAAAAAGGGAAACGGCGGCUUGUUUGAUGUGCCGCAGAAAGCAGCUCUAGCAAAAACUUGGGGUACAAUAAAAAACGCCACGAAUACUAUAAAAAAUACUACUCAGCAAGCAGCUGCGUUAGCUACGUCUCAAGUAAAAUCUACAGUAACAAAACGUAGCAUAGUGAAGGACAAGGAAAGAUUCGAAAAGAGAAUAUUAGAAGAAUUGAACAAGAUAUUUACGGAAACUGAUUCUUUCUUCUUUUGCCAAACUGGUGACAUCACCAACAGCUUGCAACGACAAUGUAUAGUGGAGUCUCAGCAAAAUCAAAGCGAUCAAGAUAAGCCGUUGUGGCAGCGCGUAGAUGACAGAUUCUUUUGGAAUAAGCACAUGUUACAUGACAUCAUCAAUUUGAAUACAGAUAAAGCAAACUGUUGGAUAUUACCGAUCAUUCAAGGCUACGUUCAAAUAGAAAAAUGUAUAGUUGAAGUGGGCUUUGACGAGCAACCACAGCAAGAAACUUUUAAUUUGGCAAUUAUAUCGAGAAGGAGUAGAUUCCGAGCUGGAACCAGGUACAAAAGACGCGGAGUAGACGAUAACGGCAAGUGUGCGAAUUAUGUUGAAACUGAACAGCUAGUUUGGUAUCACGAUCAUCAAGUGUCCUUUGUACAAGUACGAGGAAGUGUUCCAGUGUAUUGGUCGCAACCGGGAUACAAAUAUAAACCACCACCAAGAAUCGACAAAGACGAGGUUGAAACGCAAGUGGCAUUUGAGAAGCAUUUUGGCGAAGAGCUUGCAUUGUACGGUCCUAUUUGUAUCGUGAAUCUGGUCGAGCAAUCCGGCAAAGAAAAGAUAAUUUGGGAAGCUUACAGCAACCAUGUGUUUAACUAUAAUCAUGCGGAUAUAAUGUAUACCACCUUUGACUUUCACGAGUAUUGUCGGGGAAUGCAUUUCGAAAACGUGUCUAUUUUGGUUAAUGCACUGGCUACCGUGCUAGCAGAUAUGGGUUACUGCUGGCGCGAUAAACAAGGUACGAUUUGCACGCAAAAGGGCGUAUUCCGCGUUAAUUGCAUAGAUUGCUUAGAUAGAACAAACGUGGUGCAAACUGCUCUGGGUAAAGCUGUUAUGGAAAUGCAGUUCUCAAAACUAGGACUAAUACCGCCCGAUGGAACUCUGCCUGCAAACAUUAGACAGACUUUCCAAUCGCUUUGGGCUAAUAAUGGGGAUAUUAUUAGCAAGCAAUAUGCAGGAACGAACGCUUUGAAGGGAGAUUACACGCGUACCGGAGAGAGAAAGUUUACCGGGCUGAUGAAAGAUGGCAUGAAUUCUGCAAACAGAUAUUAUCAGCAACACUUUAUGGACGACUUACGUCAGUCGGCAAUAGACACGCUGCUAGGAAACCCAAUCGACGUUGAUCAACUGAACAACGAUUGGUCACACUAUUUAGAUAUCUUUGAUAAUUGCUGUCUCGAACUUAUACCUAUGAAACCACCAAAUGUACAACUUCAAAUCGCUACUCUUCCCGACUUCCUUUAUGCCACUGCUCUCUAUAAUUUAUUAAGAUAUUAUUUGAAUCGCUUCAAGGAUGUCUACAGACAAGCGACAAUUGAUAUGAUGUUGGGAAAUUCAGUGAGCGAGGAAGUAUUUCUAGAACGCACGGAAGAGGAAGAUAACGCGGCGACUGCGAUUCACGUGAAAUUACUAAUCGAAGACUGUAAAAAACUAUUGAUACCUGAUCCCGAAAUUAUUCUAGGCAGUUGGGGAGUUAUCGAUGCCGAUCCUGUUACGGGUGAUCCUACGGAAACGGAAAUGGACACUAUCUUGAUACUGACGCGUGACAGUUAUUACGUGGCGGAUUACGACGAUCAGAUUGACAAAGUUACAAACUACCAAAGAGUUUCAUUACAUGACAUCGUUCUGAUUGAAUUUGGUCAGCCCGAAAACACUGUCUCGUUCUUCAAGAAUAAGCAUUACCAUUGUAUUAGAAUUAAUUACAAAGUGAACGGCGAGUGUGGCUACUUUCACAUGUUUCGUAGUACAAAUUUAAGAUUUUUUAACAACAUGGCUGUCGUGAUCAAAACCGAAGAGGAAAGCAUAGAGUCUUUAAAAGCAAUUUGCGAAGCAAUUUCGAUUGCUAUGGAGAUCGCAGGUUUGCCAAAGGUUCCCGUAGCUGUGAACGUUGCGUUAGACAAGAGAAAGAGUAAAUUAGUAAAUGUUAAGGGAUCUACUGGGUUAUUAGAUAUCUCAUCGUUUCCGGAACUAACGAGAAACGUGUCAGAAACACAGUUGCUCGCUCUAAAAACUGCAGGCACAAAAGCAUUGAGCAACAUGUCGGAGCAGUUCAGCAAACUGAACAAACUGAGUUUCGGCGCGAAAAAGCCGAUUGACUUGUCCAAAAGCAUAGAAGCAAGUAGCAAGAAAACAGAGGUGCAGUCGUCAAAGCCGAUCUUUACUGUCGGUAGCAGAGACAUCUCGGGCAACGAAAAAGAGAAAUACAGCAGUAGCAGCAGUAGCGAGGAAAAUAUCGAAAUAUCGCGUAUACACGUUGAAAAGCCCGCGAACUUCAGUCACGAUAAACAUCUGAUGGAAGCUUAUACGCCGUUGAUUGGCAUUAUCAUGGGUGUAAAGAACAGCGGCGUCGUGGACGGCGAUGUUUGUGAAACCAAUGUGAACGUGGAAUUAUCCGCGAGGCAUCAAAACAGGAAUCUGAAUUUGAAACCUGACGUGGCUAUCGACGCGCUGCAUCUGAUACCGCAAACUGGAUCCGGCACCAGUACUCUCAGCGCUUCGCCGCAGAAAACCACCGCAACUACGCCGGAGAUAACGGUAUAUGACAUGGGAGACAAUCUAAAUGAAGAGAGGGAACGAAUGAUUCCACCGUCAACGCUUUCGCUUUCCAAGAACAUCAGUCACUCGACCGGGGAUGUCGACAAUAAGGCAUCGACUAAUACAAAGAACACUCUUCAAACGGACAACAGAUUGGACGAGAAAAAAAGAUCGGCUUCCGAGCAGGACUUGACGUUGAACAUCACAUCGUCUCAAAGCGAGUCCGCCUUGAAAUCCAUCAAAGAGAACAUCGCGAGCGUUACUAGUCCGGUAGCGUCUACAGCAAAGGAUAUCUUGUUGCCAUUCUCGAAACUUGCUAAAGGUGUUCAAACAUUAGGAGCUAAUUUAGAUCCUAGAAAGCUGAAGACAGUUCACGUAAUGCGAAAUUUGUCGGAACAGCAUAUGGAAGAGCGACGAAAACUUCAGGAAAGAUGGGCCUCCUGUCAAUCUAGACUUAUUGCUUUGUAAACUUUUACUACCCGAAUGACCAGCUUUCUGAUCGCAAUUCGUGAUUAAAUAUCAAUCUAGAGCUUUUAUUAACAUGUACGUAACGAGAUUGAAGACGUUAUGAAUUCGAUAUCAUAUAGCGAGACACGAGUGCCAUUAUGCAUUCUUAAAACAAAAAGAAAAAAACAAAGAAAAAAAUAACGUAUUGAAAGGUUGUAUUAUAGGCGGUUUUAUCACAUAGAUCGCGUGUAGUUUAAUAAUAUGAGAAAAAUAUCACGUAUAUAAAUAUAUAUAGACAAGUAGCAUAUAAAUUUGAUCGUGUUUUGUAGAAAAUCUUUAAAAAAUCUAUCUCACUGCACCUAUUUCGUAUAUUUUCACACUUCACAAAUGUAGUAUUAUCAAUGUGAAACAAUCAGAACAAAACACUCGGAAAGAAACUUUAACAGAGCAGAUAAGAAUAACACAAAGUACAAUACGGUCAAUAUAUAUUUAUUAGUUAAUUGGUUUGAGAUGUGCAAGUUUAUAAAUUUCGAACAGUGUCUGUAUAUUGCUAUUAUGCGGGAUCGUGCUAGCUUUUAGCACUGUUUUCUUGAACCGCGUUGUCUAUGUAAAUUUUACUACAUAUUAGCUAACAAUUUUUUGGGCAUAUUUUUACAUUUUUAAUAACAUUUUUCUGACAUUUUUAGCGACCGUAUUUAAAUGCGACCAAUCUGAAUUAAUGGUAUAUGAGCAUUUUUUCGAUGUACAAUAUUAUGAAAUUUUCUCCCAGUAUCGAGAUAUUUUUCUUACAUACGUAUAUUUUUUUUAUUAAUGUGCAUACUAGUAUGUUCAUGUUCACUCUUUAUAUACAAGGUGAUGAAAAAGUACCGUAACACCUGAAUAAAUCGGAAAAUAUAAGUUUUAUAAAAAAUGUUUCAGACAAAAGUUAUAGGACUUAAAAAGAUCUAAUUACUGAUCUUAUCAGUUUGACCUUGGUGGCACUGAAAAGGUCAGGUCAAGGUCACAUCAAUUUUUGUUACUUAUGCGAUGAUCUUCAUCUUACUUUAAUCGAUUGGAUGUGAUCUUCAUCUUGCUUUAACUCACUUUGAUCUCUAAAAAAAACAACGUAACUGAACAUAAAAAAGGAUGUUAAAAAGUGGUCGAUUUUUAUUCUCGGUGUGGCAUAUAAACUUCAAGUGUUUUUUUAUAGAAUCAUAAUAGAACGUCAUGUAAUUCUACGACAAAAAAUCUAUAAAAAAUCACUCGAAUUUUACUUGCUAUACCGGGGGCAAAAAUCGACCACUUUUUAACAUCCUUUUUUCUCGAUACAGAAAUAGGGAUUCCCAUAAAAAAUCUCGACUUGACCUUUCAAUGACCUUGAACAUCGACCUUAAGUUCAAGGACACCACUCCUCCACGAGGUACACCUUGACUAAUGCUAAUGUCAGCGGUAUUGUAACUUUCAACUCUUAUAACUCGGAAAGUAUUUAAUGAAAAAUAACUUUAUUAUAAUGUUUUGAAAAGCACUUGACACCAGCUAUUAGAUUCUGAAAUGAAAAAUACAAUGUUUCGUUAAAAAAAAUUGAUGUGACCUUUGACCAGUCCUUUUUAGUGUCACCCAAAGUCAAACUGAUAAGAUCAGUAAAUAGAUCUUUUUAAACCCUAUAACUUUUGUCUGAAACAUUUUUUUAUAAAUCUUAUAUUUUCCGAGUUCAGAUGUUCUGGUACUUUUUCGUCACCUUGUACGAGAAAGAAAAGUAACUUACAAUGCAAGUGAGAUGAUUUAUUUGUACAGGGAAGAGAAGCUUUAUAGUCAAUUAUGUAAAUACAGUGAAUGAUUUAAACAUAGUUUAGUAAAACAUACGUACAACAUAUGGAAAGAGGAGUGACAUUAUUGAUACACGAAGAGAAAAAUUGUAAAUUCUUAAUAUUUUUUCGAGAAAUACGAAGUAUAGGAUCUUUUAAAACGUAAAUAAUUUUAAAGUUUUUUAAACUAAAAACGUAAGAGAUAAAGAAAAACUUAAGAGCUUUUGAAAUAACGUUCUUUUAAGUUAUAAAUUCUUAUAAAUUGUCUCAUUAAUUCUUCUAAUAAUUUUUAUAAAUGUGUUAUGUAUGUAGAAAACAAGUAAUAUAGUUUAAAUACGUAGCACAACUAUGUGCGUGUAAUUGUAAUUGUAUAUUUGUUUAUUGUUUUGUUAUAAUUUUAGAUGCUUUAAUAGCUGUUGCAGAAUCAUAAAGUAUUUAUAGACUCAGCAAAACACAUUCAGUAUUAUAUAGAGCAUGUGCUAUUCACAAAACCAAGUAAAUUAUACGUGUGUGCAAAUCAGUGAUGUAGGAGGAUUUAGGAGCAAAUAUAGCGCAAAUUUCGUAUUUUAUAUAAUAGGGAGAAUCUCUAUAAACAAACAAGAUGUUGCAUUGCCUACUCUAACUGUAAAUAAUAUUGUGUCAUUAACACCACAGAAUUUCAAUUCCCGUCAACGUGUGCAAAUGCAUUGACAGAAACAAACUUAAGCUCGUAUAUAUACUUUUAGCGAACGUUCCUUUUACCAUAAAUAUAUAUAAUAGUCUGUGAUACAAUUUUACAGAAUACACACAAGUCACAUACGAGAAAAGAUAAAACUGAUAAGACUGUGUGAAUUCUGAAAGAGAUUUAGCUACGCUUUAGAAUAAAAAUAUAAAGGCUGUUUUUUUCCAAGUACUCAUUAUGAGAUCUUAAUUUUGACUUUGUUACCACAAGCUUAUUUGUUUUGAUAUGAUCAAAAAAAUUAUUUAUUUAAAUUAAAAGUUAGUGAGUUAAAUUAAAAGGUGUGAUUGUUACUUUUUAUUUGACAAAUGCAGUGUAAGGUCUAAUGCAAAUUUAUUGUAUUGAAUUUGUGUGAUGUGUGUUUUAUCACGGUUUUUAUAGUAGUUAUAACUUCCCACAUAGCAUCGUUAGUAGCACAAACGUUUCUGCAACGGAUUUUCCAAAACUUAGCAACGUUUCGUUAAACGUUUCUAAAACGUCGUAGUAACGUAGCGGAAACGUCGAAAUGUCCGCUUUUUAAGUUUCGGUCCGAUUUCGUUGAAACAUAUAAGAAACGUUGCCCGAUAAGUUGCAAAGUUGUUAAUGUUUAAAUUUUUAUAAACAUUGUAAAAUACAAUUAAUCAACCAUGCAAGGUUUGCCUGCUUAACCAUUCUCCAGGAAGGAGUGAUUACUUAAGUAAUGAUUACGGAGAAUGGUUGGUGAGCAGACAAAACCUGCAUGAUUUUAAAAAUGUAUUUUACAAUGUUUAUAAAAAUUUAAACAGUAACAACUUUGCAACUUAUCGGGCAACGUUUCUUAUACGUUUCAACAAAAUCGGACCAAAACUUAAAAAAGCGGACAUUUCGACGUUUCCGCUACGUUACUACGACGUUUUAGAAACGUUUAACGAAACGUUGCUAAGUUUUGGAAAACCCGUUGCAGAAACGUUUGUGCUACUAACGAUGCUACGGGGGAAUUUAUACAAAACACACACGCGCGCGCGUGUCUCGCAAGAAAUACAUGAAUUAAUAGAGUGAUUCUAUGAAGAAACAAAAUUAUUAAUCUUUGAAAUCAGUGAUUGCAUAAUGUACAUCAAAAUUGUAAAAAUCUUGUAUCUAAAUCAUGCUCAUAAAUAUAUUUUUCAAUCUCUUUCUUCCAAAAAUAUUUACGUUAAAGUUAUUUUUUUCACUUAUCUAAUUUACUUAGUUCUUGCGGGAUUUAAAUCUCUUACACAUCAAAAACCUCGAUCGUAGAACCUGUAGAAAAGCUUGAUAUGACUUGUAUUACCUAUAAGGUUCUCGUUAAAACAAAAAAUUUUGCGUACACGCCAACCACCAACCAUUGAGAGCACUUCUAGAACAAAUAAUAAAACAUAUUAACUUGUGAA
Pseudomyrmex gracilis is the source of this 7838-nucleotide messenger RNA. It is a transcript of the gene sp3, whose product is annotated as phosphatidylinositide phosphatase SAC2. Gene Ontology annotation, biological process: regulation of endocytic recycling; phosphatidylinositol dephosphorylation. The record is from RefSeq and is a predicted model, not a curated record. Bases 514 to 3990 code for a protein of 1158 amino acids. Gene Ontology annotation, molecular function: phosphatidylinositol-4-phosphate phosphatase activity. The transcript is spliced from 14 exons. Gene Ontology annotation, cellular component: early endosome; clathrin-coated endocytic vesicle. NCBI's taxonomy places the organism in Eukaryota, Metazoa, Arthropoda, Insecta, Hymenoptera, Formicidae.